Molecule: messenger RNA, 385 nt
Organism: Cetraspora pellucida
Lineage: Eukaryota; Fungi; Glomeromycota; Glomeromycetes; Diversisporales; Gigasporaceae
Source: the annotation of a GenBank genome assembly
AAUGAACUUCUUAAAAAAGAAUUGGAAAGGAUAAAUGCCGAAAAAGAAGAUUUUUUUAAAAAAAUAAUUGAUCUAAAUAGAGAAAAAAGAGAAUUAAAAGAAGAGGUUGAAGAAUUAAAUAUUGAAAAUAAAGAAUUAAAAGAAGAAAUCAAAUUAAUGAAAGAAGAACAUUCCAAAGAAAUUGAAGAAAUAAAUCAAACAAAUCUUCAAGAAAUUAAUAAUCUUCAAAAACAAAUUGAAGAUCUACUUCAAAAAAUAGAAAAAUUACAAAGUGAAUCGAAAGAGGAAAUAGUAAAAGAGGAAAUAUUUGAUCUUAAUACUGAAGAUAAACAAGAAAUAAUUGAAUUAAAUGAAGAUAGUAAUAAUUUUAUAGGUGAUUCAAAUA